GCAGGCGCGUCUUCUGCGAGCAGCAGCACCACAACCGGGAGGAGGGCGUCUCCCCUGCAGCUCUUCGUCCUCGUGCACGGUAUCGCGGGCUGCGAGGGCGAUUGGAAGAUUUGGAGGGAGCGGCUCGAGCUUCGUGGGCGCCAGGACUGGGACGUGCGCGCCUCCACCUCCAUCACCGCGGGGGCGCGGUUCUCUGGUGACGAGGUGUGGAAGUUGGGGGACGUGCUGGUGGACGAGGUGCUCGGAUGGGUCGGCGAGAUCUUCUCCCCCUGCCAGGACGCGCCGGGAGCGCACCCCCAGCCAGGCGGAGGCGCGCCCGACGACGGGCACCUCGAGACGAGCACGUCUUCGUCCUCGCUGGGCGAGGCCUCGGCGGUUCCCUCCCUGGUGCUGCACUUCGUCUGCCACUCCCUGGGCGGCGUCGUGCUCCGGGCGGCGCUGCCGGGCAUCGUCGGCGGGCUGGACGGCGACCCGCGGGUGUCCUACGGUCAGAUACUGACUCUGAACACUCCCCACCUGGGCGUCCACACCGCGAGCUGGCUCAUGUUCUGGAAGAACCUGAGCCUGCUGGUCCCGCCCGCCCUGUUCCGGCAGGUCCACCAGCUGACGCUGCAGGACGGCAGCGACAGCGAGGAUGACGAGGGGGAGGACGCGGCGGAGGGUCUGGAGGCCGCCGCGGGCGAGCAGAACGGCGCCGCGGCCGAGCUCUCCAGGCGCCCCGUCGAUGCCGGGCGCCCCCGCGCGGGCAGCCGGUGCCUGAGCCGGCUGGCCAGCCCGGGCAGCGUCGCGUGCCGC
Prorocentrum cordatum is the source of this 795-nucleotide messenger RNA. NCBI's taxonomy places the organism in Eukaryota, Dinophyceae, Prorocentrales, Prorocentraceae. The record is from the annotation of a GenBank genome assembly.